AGUCUCACACCUUCCAACAGUCAGAGAUAUAAACAGAAACCCGCGUAGCGCAAGGGACAGCAAAAACGACGCUGCGUUGAACGACCUUUUCCGUGCCAUUCAGCUUUCGCAAACAAACGGUGCCGGUUGGUGUUGCCGCCGUUACGCUACGCUCCACACAGACGUCGUAUCGUAUAGAUCGCCCUCAUCGAAACCCCCUCAACCAUCUCAAUUCCGAAACCCUAAUUCAGAAAAUUUUAGUUUCUCCAAAUUAGCAUGCCAAUGGCAUCUUCUUCAGACUCAUGGAUAAAGGAAUAUAAUGAAGCAGUGAAACUCACUGAUGAUAUCAGUGGCAUGAUUUCUGAGCGGAGCUCAUUGCCAGCAUCUGGACCAGAAACCCAGCGUCAUACAGCUGCUAUAAGAAGAAAGAUCACAAUAUUAGGGACCAGACUUGAUAGCUUGCAAUCCACUUCGUCAAGACUCCCUGCGAAGACUGAGAAGGAGAUGAAUCGUCGAAAGGACAUGGUUGCAAAUUUGAGGUCGAAAGUUAACCAAAUGGCUUCAACAUUGAACAUGUCAAAUUUUGCAAAUAGGGAUAGUUUGCUUGGGCCAGAAAUACAACCAGAUGCAAUGAGCAGAACUGUUGGCCUGGACAACAAUGGACUUGUCGGUCUUCAACGGCAAAUUAUGAAAGAGCAAGACCAGGGCCUUGAGAAAUUGGAGGACACCGUAAUAAGUACGAAACAUAUUGCAUUGGCAGUGAAUGAAGAGCUGGAUCUACACACUAGACUCAUUGAUGACUUGGACCAACAUGUAGAUGUUACAGAUUCUCGGCUGAGGCGAGUGCAGAAGAACUUGGCAGUUUUAAACAAGCGAACCAAGGGUGGUUGCUCCUGCUUGUGCAUGCUUUUAUCAGUGGUUGGUAUAGUGAUUUUGGUGGUUGUCAUAUGGCUGUUGGUCAAAUAUUUGUAAUGAAAAAUAUACUCAGCUCAUGAAGUUUAUCUUUUGGUCUCUGUUUCUGGAUGUGUGCAUUGAAAUUCCAAAACUGGGUUUCUUUCAUUUUUCAUCAUAUUUGCCAAUGGCAUGGAGUUUAUUGUGGUCUUUAAAGGCUUUGCUUUGUAAUUGUCAGAUUUUAAUUGUUGAUAUAUGAUGGCACCUGUGCGAUCA
This is a messenger RNA of Gastrolobium bilobum, 1146 nucleotides long. Its product is annotated as syntaxin-51-like. Bases 256 to 951 code for a protein of 231 amino acids. Gene Ontology annotation, molecular function: SNARE binding; SNAP receptor activity. Gene Ontology annotation, cellular component: SNARE complex; endomembrane system. NCBI's taxonomy places the organism in Eukaryota, Viridiplantae, Streptophyta, Magnoliopsida, Fabales, Fabaceae. The record is from RefSeq and is a predicted model, not a curated record. The transcript is spliced from 6 exons. Gene Ontology annotation, biological process: intracellular protein transport; vesicle fusion.